This is a messenger RNA of Oncorhynchus mykiss (rainbow trout), 5332 nucleotides long. RefSeq names its product fibroblast growth factor 4B. The record is from RefSeq and is a predicted model, not a curated record. Gene Ontology annotation, molecular function: growth factor activity. Lineage: Eukaryota; Metazoa; Chordata; Actinopteri; Salmoniformes; Salmonidae.
AGCGGCUGCACAUACAUACUCUCAUCAGACUUGCAGCUCAGCGCUUGCUGCAUACACUUGCUGGUUUGCAACUUUUUCUUCCUCUCUCUCUCUCCCCUCCCUCACUUUGACGGGCAGCAAUGAAGUCAGAGUGAUGUCAUAUAAGGAUACGAGUGCCUGGCAAGGUGACAUAGGUUUUUGGUGAGUGGUAUUCUCCACAGCCAGCGUUGCCUAUCGAGAGAGGCGCCAGCGUUGCCUAUCGAGAGAGGCGCGGAGCUGCAAAAGAUGAUCAUCACCACCACCUCAAGCUCUGUCACGCUCUCUCCCUUUUCUACUCCUCUUUCGGGCUGUCAUUUCAUGCCAGAAGACCUUAUCUGCCUUCCAAAAAUAAGCCUUUACCACCAUGCCGAAGGAAGAAAAACAAGAAGACAGGUAUUUUUAGGGCCAUUAACUUUGACCACGUGCCCCGAAGGUAAACUGGAUGGCCAUUGUGCAAAGGUUCUUCAUCGGUAUGUGCAACGAGGCCAGCACGCACUGGACGUUGACUGCAAUUGUUCUCUUGGGGUCUCUAUUGGGGAUUGUGUCAUCAUAUCCGAUUCCAAGCAGGACUAAUGCAACUUUAUUGGAGCAAAGGUGGGAGACCCUCUUUUCCCGCUCUGUUCUGGGAAUCUCUGGGGCGAAAUCGGACAUGAACUGGGAGAGUGACUAUUUGAUGGGCAUCAAGAGAGUGCGGCGACUUUACUGCAACGUGGGCAUUGGAUUUCACCUGCAGAUCCUCCCUGACGGCAGGAUAAACGGUGUACAUAAUGAGAACCAGUACAGUCUAAUAGAGAUCUCUACGGUGGAGAGAGGAGUGAUAAGUAUGUAUGGGGUGAGAAGUGAGCUGUUUGUCGCAAUGAACAGCAGAGGAAGGUUGUAUGGAACGAAAUUCUUCCGGGAUGAGUGCAAGUUCAAGGAGACCUUGCUGCCAAACAACUACAAUGCCUAUGAGUCUUCGGUUUACAAGGGCUCCUACAUCGCCCUCAGCAAACAUGGCCGCGCAAAGAGAGGCAACAAGGCCACCACCGCCAUGACUGUCACACACUUCCUCCCCCGAUUAUCAUGAUCAAAGCUGGCAAUAACUCACUAAUUUGCACAUGUGGAGGUUCUCCAAGGUAAUAUAGAAUUAUACAAUAUAAAUAUAUACCAUUACAAAAGGACUGCAAAAAACUACACAAGUAUUUAUUAUCUUUAUAUAUGUAUAUUUGGAUAGCUACCUUUGUAUUAGAACUUAUGUAUAUGCCAUUAUUUGCUGCUUAUCAUUAUCGAUUGAGGAGUGUAUUUACACCUUUUCUGGAAGUACAUACCGGUCGUAACGGGAGUAAAUCAAGAUAAUUGCUUAGCCAAACUCCAUAACAAACGGAUUUUGACAUUAUAACGCUUGCAUAGCUGUCGAAUGGGAGCUUGAAUCAGAGCUUCCUGGGCGUUCUCUAACUCACAGAUACUGGGGCAGCUUCACCCUGUCUUUGGGGUGGAUGACUAAUAUCCUUAGCUUUUAGGAGUGAAAUGGAUACUUUUUAUUACCUCAAAGAACCACUUGACUGGAUAAAGAGAUGCAUGGAGUUACUGUAUGCUCAAAGUAAUACCUGUUUAGUCUAUCCUUUCUCUGAGACCUUUGAGCACUUGCUGGUUCACUCCCCUGUGUUCAAGAUUGCUGUUUUUUAGCAAAAAGGGGGAUUGAGAACGAGACUACUUAAAUGCACUUCCCUUGCUGAACGAUGUGAAGGUGCCUUGGUGUUCCCACUUGUGGCCCUCUUAAACUUGCAUGUAAGAGACACCCGCUGUAGUCAGAAAUAGGGCUGACACUCCGAGGAGGGCCUCAGGGGGGCAGGUCUAUCUCUGGUUUAUUUUCUUUUUCUGUAAUUAGAUUGAUUAAGUAAUAUACACUCUGGUACACAGAGAGAAGACUAGAGGAGAACUUCCAUGAGUGUGGGGAGGUAGAGAAACUCAGUUGGCCCCCCACAGUAGAAGUUUAACCGCCAUGUGAGACUCUAGUCUCUCCACAAGGUCAUUUAAACAUGGUGGGGCAGUUAUGUGUUACAGACUGGAUUCAAACCUCCUUUGUAUCAGAGCUCCUUUGCAUCAUGGCUUGAAAUGAACUGAAAAAGGGGCUGGCAUAAGAACGCACAAUAAAACAUGUAUCUGCUCACAAACUGGGACACUGCUGACAUACCCAAAAGCUUUAGCGUUUGGCUUUGGGUGAGUGUGUGAAAUGUAAAAUUGCAAGCUUUUGUGCAUCGCCAUACAUAAAGAUGUCUAUUAAACCAAUGAAAAAUGAUGUAAAUAUUGACAAAUGUGAAUCAGAAAAAAGAACCAGGAACAAGUUGCGUAGUUCAGGUUGCACAGUGACCAUCCAUGAUGGUGCCUGAUGUAUUUUUUGUUGUUGAGAAUCGUUCCCAUACAUGAUUAUUUAUUUAGUUGUUUAAGUGUGUUUGGUGAAAUCCCAUAGACCCCUCCCAGAUCAGUGUGCUCUGCAGCAGCACUGCAGUGGCAGAAAGUUGUUGGAAGCGGUAGUUUGAUGGUUUUAAAUGUAAUUACGGGAGGCUCAGUUCCUGGAGUCAUUGUGCAGCACUGGACUGAAGGACAGUGCAGUGCCUCAUAGUUAAUAGUGUUCUUUCCUCUGCUGCUGGUUACUUGAAAACUGAGGCUUCUCACUCUGCCCACCCCAAGUCACCCUCUGGGAAUGUUCUCUUUGGUGGAGCCGAGGAGGAGCAGGACUAUUUUAGCCUAGAAAAGACUUAUGGGAUGCGGCCUGCUGUCGCUGUUUGUUGAAUCCCCUGCAAGAAUGUGUCUCAUCCAGGAGGACUGGCUGCUCCCCACAUACUCCCCUUUAACCAGUACCACCCCGGUCGUCAGAUACCCCUGUGAAAACCCAUGGGGCUGGAGGGACCUUGGGAUUCCAGCAGUAACCCAGGAGCUUCUUCUCCUGCUUUAGUCCUUUUUUUAGUUCACAGUCCGAGUCAUGGACCAGUGUUGACCCUGACUCUGUGUCCAGGGGGGUCUGCUAUUUGAGUCACCCCCCCCUUUCCCCCCACUCCCAUCAAAUCAAUGUUUGUCUCUAUUUGAUAGUGUUAUCUCUCUAUUUGAUUAAUUUGCAAUGAAUUUGAUGUAAAGCUAGUUGAUUGGUUUUAAAGGGACAAACAGGGCUGUGCUGGGUUGAUUAUUUAUUUAUGGAAUUCUUCAUGCACUAUUUGAAUGGUCUCCAUAGAAAGACCAUCAGUGGCCUCCAAGACUUCCAUCUUGUCCUUAAUUGCUCUUAUAUGCGUGGCUUUAAAGCUACAGUCUGUGAUUGGUGCAUCCAUUUUUGGACUUUAAGUGUAAUGUAAUGAGCCUUUAUAGCCAUUUAUUCUUAAAGAAUAUAACUUAGAAAUGCCUCAUGACCUUAGUUAAACAGUCUUACCCCAUCAGAACCCAAAAUAUAAGCUUGGUUUAUUCCACUGUUUGUGAACAAUGUAAUUGUAAACAAACACUGUGGGUUAAAAAUAGGUUAAAACUAUAAAAACUAAUUGCUAGACAGCAUUUUGUUUUUCAAAUCAUAGACUGUAGCUUUAAAAAAAAAUAACUGUCAUUGUCACUUUUCAUAUCUGAUUGCCUGGCUGAGAAUGCAUGUGUCUGAGAUCUACAGUUAUUUGAGUUACGUCUUUAAUUUCUCUUGCCGAAGUUCAAACACUUGGUUUGAUGCGUCUACCCUGCAUUAAUGUGAAUGCAGAUUUCAUUUUUUGUUCCUCUCACACCCCUUCCCUCACACACUUGUGCGUAGCCUACAUCCAAAAACUUCCAGGGAGGGGACCUCUGCAGACUUGAUGCAGUACUUGAGACAAAGAGCAAAGUCACUGCAAGUCUCUAUCCUCCCAGUUCUCUGUCUCUACAGCAGGCCUUGUGGGCCACUGUGACGUCAACCAACCAACUGCUCUUCAGGAAUCACCUGGCUCUGCCUGAGAACCAAGGCUCUGAUGUCAAAAGACUGUGGACAAGAGCUUCCAAUCCUAUCUAAAACAACCCUUCCCUUACACUUUCGCAAUAUUAACCGAGAGGUCUUGGAACGGUUAUUUAAAGAUUUUAGUGGCACAUUGGAGUAUUGCAAGGGAGUUCCAUAUUGCAGCAUAAAUGUUAAACAAUUUCCACAGUUUACAAGAGUCCGUUGAUGUUAUUUUCAGGAGUGAUGGAAGCUUUCUCUAAAGGGCAGCACCUACCUGUACACUUACUAGUGGUGUGCAACAGGAAUUUACUUUUUUUAGGCUGGAUUGUUAUGGGCAUACAAUGAAUCUGUCACAUGGUAUAGUGGCCUGGAUCAAAUCUCCUUUUCCUUACUUGUUGUAAUGAGAAUAUAUGUACUGGAAGUAAAUCCUAUUGUUUGUCUAUUGGUUAAAGAGUGGUCUCAGAGAUCAGACUUAAGACGUAUUGCCGUUGUGACUGCAUGUGGUAUUACAUGAAAACAUUCUGGGAUAGUUAUUGACAUUGGUAAAUGGAAAAAUUAAUCAGAUACAUUGUUCUGAUAAAAGUGAGUCAAAUAUCUUUUUAAUAAGUUCAAUGUGAGUUCAUUUGAACAGCUUAAUCCUCAUGUCAACAUACCAGGGUGUGAAGUGUGUGUGAAGUGUGUGUGUGUCUGUGUGUGUCUGUGUGUGUCUGUGUGUGUGUGUGUGUGUGUGUGUGUGUGAGUCUUGCACACCCUCCCUCAAAGUCAACAAGAUGUCAAAGGUGCACCUUAUCAGAGAUCUUGAAAAUAUUGAAAGUAGUGCUGCUUGUGGAAAGUGAAGGUUUGCCAUCUUCAAAGUAGCUUAUAAAAUGGUGUCUUUCCUAUGUCUGAGCAUGGUAACGGGAUAGUGAGGCAACUAAAAGCUGGAAGCCUAAAGAUUACAGGUUCAUAUUCUGUUCCCUAUCAGACUUGACCAAAACAUACGACCACAAUAAAUUCUAGUUCUGUUUGAAAAUGAUUUGUGAAAUGUGUCAAUGAACUUCAGCAGAGAAGGCAUCCUGUUAUCAUGCUUGAUUGGGAGUGUGUCUGCAUGUGUUUCCCUUGUGUGUUUCGGGAAAACUUUCUUUCUCCUGGUUUUGUACCCCUGCACUAAGGGGAGUGAGCUUCCACCUAUGCCCCUUCUCUCUGUUAACAUAUACCUCACCUUCUGCCUUAGUUUUAAUUUGUUAUGACGAUUGUAAAAUAGUAGACUUCUGCAAUCAUUUAUUUCUGAAAAACUGAUGAGGCUACGUAAGAAAACUAAUAUAUUGAAAAUGUUUUUCCUUUUAUUUUUGUACGUAUGUGCUGUGCACAGCAUUCUACUGUAUUCCUGAGAUACCAAUAAACGUUUGUUUUAUA